Messenger RNA from Lactuca virosa, 1489 nucleotides. Lineage: Eukaryota; Viridiplantae; Streptophyta; Magnoliopsida; Asterales; Asteraceae. The record is from the annotation of a GenBank genome assembly.
AUGUUUAAGAUUAUUAAGGGGAAGAAGAAAGGUUCGAAACAAGAAGCCAUUGAACCACCUCCAGGGCCUAACCCUUCAUCUGAUGUAACUGUAAACCACGCUUCUCGUUCAGCUAUUGUCAUCGACCAACAGCCUAUCGUCAGGCCACCGCUAACCACCAUUUCCACAUCUCCACCACAACCUGGCGUCGUUGAAAUCUUACCUAUGUUGAAAGAUGUCCCUGUAGCAGAUCGGCAUGUUUUGUUUCUCAAAAAGCUUCAGAUCUGUUCAUACAUUUUCGAUUUCACAGACACAUUGAAGAACACUAUGGAGAAGGAGAUCAAAAAGCAGAACCUUUUAGAGCUUGUGGAGUUAGUACAAUCAGGUUCAAGUAAGAUGAAUGAAAUCAUGCAAGGUGAGAUGAUCAAGAUGAUAUCUUUAAACAUCUUUCGCUGUUUACCCCCUCAAGCACAUGAAAACACAGGAACUGAAAAUCUUGACCCUGAAGAAGAUGACAUGUUCUUAGAUCCCUCAUGGCCACACCUACAAGUUGUCUAUGAAUUGCUUCUAAGAUACGUUGUGUCAUCUGAUACAGAUACUAAAGUAGCAAAAAGAUAUCUGAAUCAUUCAUUCGUAUUAAACUUACUUGAUUUAUUUGAUACAGAAGAUCCAAGAGAACAAAGGCAUCCUGGAAUUAGUGAAUUGUUGGAGAUUCUUGGAAGUAUAAUAAAUGGUUUUGCUGUUCCUAUGAAGGAAGAACAUAAGUUGUUUCUUUCAAGGGCUCUUAUUCCACUUCAUAAGCCGAAAUCUGUUAAUUUAUAUCAUCAACAGUUGUCAUACUGUGUAACACAGUUUGUUGAAAAGGAUUAUAAGUUGGCUGAUAUUGUUAUUAAAGGGUUAUUGAAGUAUUGGCCUGUUACUAAUUGUGGAAAAGAAAUUUUGUUUCUUGGAGAAUUGGAAGAAGUUUUGGAUGCUACUCAACCUGUUGAAUUUCAACGUGUUAUGCUUCCUUUGUUUACAAGAAUUGGAAGAUGCAUUAAUAGCACUCAUUUUCAGGUAGCGGAACGCGCACUUUUUUUAUGGAACAACGAACGCGUAGUGACAUUGAUCGCACAAAAUCGACACAUGAUUUUGCCCAUAAUAUUUGAAUCAUUAGAGAAGAACAUACAAGGUCAUUGGAAUCAGUCAAUCAAUGAGUUGACCACAAAUGUCAGAAGAAUGUUCAUUGAAAUGGACCCCGACCUCUUUGAAGAAUGUCAGACUCGCUACAUGGAUAAAGAAGCCAUGGUCAACGAAAAAGUCAAGCAACGUGAGUUGACUUGGAAGAAACUUGAGUCAAUCGCCUCAUAAUUUUCAUGUAUUUUUUUUUUAAAUUUAUUUUAUCGUUGUUUUUCUGUUUAGUGUGCUUACCGGUUCUUAAAUUCAUAGUAUACUUUUAAUAACGGAAUUUUAAAGAUAUUAAAAUUAGUUUUGCAUUAUUUUAAUUCGGUUUAUUUAUUGUGUGAAUAAA